Quercus lobata is the source of this 1740-nucleotide messenger RNA. RefSeq names its product lysine histidine transporter-like 8. The record is from RefSeq and is a predicted model, not a curated record. The transcript is spliced from 5 exons. The coding region runs from base 117 to 1616 and encodes 499 amino acids. Lineage: Eukaryota; Viridiplantae; Streptophyta; Magnoliopsida; Fagales; Fagaceae.
AACCACUUGUGUUAUAUUUGCAACACCCACUCUUGAUAUUUUAAUAUAUAUAGCUAGCUCUAUAUAUCAUAAUCUCAUAUAGCUUUUGAGCUAGAGAGAAGAAGAGGAGGGUAACCAUGGGAGAAAUGGUGGAACCAGAUUAUAGACAGGUGAUGCCUCUCUCACCUUCACCUUCACCUUCCAAUACCAAAACACUAGAAGGGCUAAUGGAAGUGAUAACCAUUAAAGACAGUACUGAUCCCUCAAAAGAGAGUACUACUAAAUCUACCAAUUUGCAAGGUCACCAGCAGAAUCCACAGGAAGCUUGGCUCCCCAUCACAGAGACCAGGAAUGGCAAUUCCAUUUUUGCAAUGUUUCAUUUACUCUGCUCAGGAAUUGGAUUCCAAGCUCUUUUCCUUCCUGUUGCAUUUGCCACCCUCGGAUGGGCUUGGGGAAUCAUAUGUUUGUCACUUGCAUUUGCGUGGCAGCUCUAUACCAUAUUUAUUUUGGUCCAAUUACAUGAAUUAGUUCCGGGAAUUCGCUACAGCAGAUACCUCCAACUUGCUAUAGUUUCUUUUGGUCCAAAACUAGGGAAGUUGCUUGCAUUAUUUCCAGUGAUGUAUUCAUCAGGGGGCGCUUGUGUCAUUAUGAUUAUUAAUGGAGGUCGCACCUUGGACCUCUUAUUCAAAACCAUUUGUGAUCAUGAGGCCACAUGCCAUGUCCAGUCAUUGACAGGUAUAGAGCGGUUCUUGGUGUUCACGUGUGUAGCAAUACUUGUAGCUCAACUACCCAACCUAAACUCGAUGGUUGGGGUGUCUCUAAUUGGGGCCAUUACAGCCAUUGGAUAUUGUACAUUGAUUUUGGUUCUCUCAAUCACCAAGGGUAGGCCCAUAGACAUAUCCUAUGGUCAAUUUGAUGUGGCGAAAUCUAACAUGGAAAAAAUCAGUGAUAUAUUGAAUGCACUUGGGAUCAUUGCCCUUGCAUUUAGAGGGCAUAAUCUUAUCCUUGAGAUACAGGGAACAUUGCCUUCAAAUCAAAGACACACAUCCUAUAAGCCAAUGUGCGUAGGAGUGACAAUAUCAUAUAUAGUAAUCGCAAUGUGCCAAUUUCCCCUCGCAAUAGUUGGAUUUUGGGCAUAUGGAAACAAGGUACCAUUUAGUGGAGGAUUGUUGAGUGCAUUUUCACAAAUCCAUGGAGCCAACACCCCAAAGUUAAUUAUGGGCUCAAUUUAUCUACUGGUAUUGGUGAACUAUUUAUGUGCAUUCCAAGUUUACGCCAGGCCAGUUUUUGACAACUUGGAAAUGAGAUACACAACCAAGAAGAAGAAGCCGUGCCCAAAGUGGGUUCGUACAUGCCUUCGCAUUUUCUUUGGAGGGGUGACUUUCUUUGUGGCUGUGGCUGUGCCAUUUUUGGGAAGCCUAGCACUUCUAAUUGGAGGUAUGGUAUUACCUAUGACUUUUGCUUAUCCAUGUUUCAUGUGGAUUGCAAUGAAGAAACCUCGACCAAAUGGUGUGGUUUGGUCUAUAAACUUGGGGCUUGGUUGCCUUGGCAUUUUCUUCAGUGUUCUAAUAGUUAUUGCAGCGGCUAGGACCUUAGCUGACAAAGGCUUAAAUGCCAACUUCUUCAGGCCUUAUUGACAGAUACAUUAUUUGUAAGAAAUUAAACCAAUUAAUCAUUUGAUAGAAUAUACAUCUAUAUAUAGAAGUUUUCUCGUACUGUAUAUAAGGAAAUUUUGGAGGAGAAUGAAAUAUUUUGAGGAAA